Messenger RNA from Halichondria panicea, 3794 nucleotides. RefSeq lists its product as uncharacterized. The transcript has 2 exons. The record is from RefSeq and is a predicted model, not a curated record. The coding region runs from base 1560 to 3461 and encodes 633 amino acids. NCBI's taxonomy places the organism in Eukaryota, Metazoa, Porifera, Demospongiae, Suberitida, Halichondriidae.
CAACAUGCAUAUGCACAUUACAACAUGCAUGUCAACAUGCAUAUGCACAUUACAACAUGCAUGUCAACAUAAUAUACAACAUGCAUAUACACGUUGACAUGUAUCUACACGUUACACAAUUAUUAUCAAGUCAAUAAUAAUUAUAUGGCAUGUGCAUGUAUACUUACACAUUACGUACACAUCACAAUAUGCAUGUAUCCGGAUAUUGAGAGUAAUUACACUGUAAUUUUGUAGGCAGAAAGGGUGGAGUCUAGAUUAUGUGGUCAUUGGGUCAAAGUGCAAGUGCUCAUUAUAUUAUAAUAGGACGAGCACAAUAAAUUUAUAUUAUCUCGUUGGCGCAAGUAAUCUUGUCAGCCAUUUAUAUCACAGCUAUAGCUAUAGCUAGCUUAGAGUCUGAUACACUGUCGGUACAUCUUCUUCCUUAUCUUUCUCGCCUCCAGAUUUAGAGAGUUUUAUAUUUAGAAGCCCACUCUCCACGUGUCGGUGCAUGUGGAGUGGGCUUAUAUUUUUACCGCGCAUGCACAAUAAAGAUGUCACACCUACUAACAAACUAAUUAUUGCGGCGUCUUUUCCAGCUCAAAUUGGAGUCUUGUGGAGGAGUCAUCCAUAAUUAAUGUUAUGUGUGCCAACCAGUCUAUACAUUAUAUGGACAUGUAUAUGCAUAUUAUUGGGUGUAAGUGUAUAAUUAUGCUGCCGGAGGUCAUAAUUAUUGACAUCCCAUGCAGCAUAAUACUGUAAAUGUGCAUAUGCAUGUUGACAUGCAUAUUGUAACGUGCAUAUGAAUGCACACGUGUGUACAUUGUCAUAGUCAUUUUGACACAGAUAACACCCCAUAGUGGAUUGCAGUGCACUUGCAACAGAAAAUUGCCAAACAGCAAAACCACCAGAUAUGAAUUUCAUUACCAAUAAUAAUUGUAAGGUCAGCUUGUACUUUUAUUACAAUAGCAGAAUCUCAUUGAACAUCUGCUUAUUCCUAAAGGUGUACGCAGGUAUGAGCAAAUUUAUUGAAUGUACAAGCUGGGCCCGGGGGAAUUCAAUAGCCCAAAAAGUGCUCAGUCAUACACCUCCAUGCGAUUAUAUAAAUAUUCUCAGGGCACUCCUAUUAGUCUCCCUCACAGAAUGGAUACUUUGAUAUAGCAUUCUUGAAAAGCCUUGAACAUAGAAAUGCAUGAAAUACAUUUCAAGAAUGCUUGACUGACUGCAUGUACAGUGUACAAAUGUCAUGCAUGUUAAAUCGUUCUUGGGGGGGAGGGGGCAAGGUUCAAUGGGUGUUUAGAAAAGUGGUUGUCAUUUUAGUUGGCUCUAUGCUUUCUACCUGUAAUAAAGUCAAAGUUUAAGUAAAAAAGUACUCUCAUAAUAAUUUUAAUUUUAUCUGAUUGUUGUUUUGCUGUUUGGAAAUUUUCUGUUGCAAGUGCACUGCAAUCCACUGUAACCCACAGUGAUUGCAUCUGUAGUAUACUGUUGUGAGCAUAUUCAUAGCUCUCCUUAAAAAACAGGUGAUUCCUAUAAGCUAGCUAUAGUCACUACAAGUUGCCAAAAAGCACAGUGAAUAGAUAGCGAUGCAUGGUCUUAGUCUAGUUGAAGCUCUAUUGGUGGCACUAGUAGCUAUUGUCUCCGCUAACUCAACAUGUAUUGGUGACAGAGAGUACCAUCGUUUAGAAGCAUCUCUUCUUAGGUGGCCGCAAAACGUGGUGAAUUUGAGUGAAGCCUUCUUUCCGACUAAUCGACAACAAAGCAUUUCAGUUCAAGUUGCUUACCAUUUUAAUGGCUCCAAUGAGACGGUGCGCUAUCGAUGGCUGGACUCACCGAUCAACCUGCUGAUUCGAAGCGAGCUCCUCCACUUCUUAGCUCUCACUAUGUACCAGGUAGAGCUACGCUAUGCUGAUGUCACUAUCGAUCCAAUCUGUGAUUUCCGCUCAGAAAAGGACAUUAGCGGCGAUCCAGAUUUUAUUUGUCGUCCAAACAAUCUUACUGAUCACCAUCUACUAAAUAAUCUGACAGUGAAUCUGCUAUCGUAUGCAAAGCAUCGUAAUAUAGAAAGAACAAAUGGCUUUGACUCAAGUACGGAAAGUGGUUACUCCGUGUACGUGUUUGGCUCUGAUUUAAGUGAUUAUUGCAUAUUUGAUGAAGUAGGUCCCUUUCGAAAUUUGAGAAUCCUUCUGUGGGCUUCUUUUGGAGCACUUGAAAUAGCCGUUACAUUUGCAGCACCAUUGAUAAUGAUUAGCGUUUACCAUGACUUUAAAAGAAAGAUGAACGAUGACAAGUCACGCUUAAGAUAUUAUGUUUGGGCAAUGAUUGUGGUAAUGACACUGUUGAUUGGACCGAUAUACGCAUGCAAUAGUUUGGCCAUAUCCAGUGGCUCCUACUUUGUGGAUGUAAGAGUCGAAACUUACUGUUUAAUUGUUUUUCUUGUUGCUUUACCCAUUUUGGAUUUUGUAUGGGCAGUUAUAGCAAUAGCUGUAUUUGAAUUCUUUGAAAAAGCUGCAUUGAAUGAAAAAGCUAUUUGUCUUGAUUGCUACUAUGUCAACUGCCUUUGUAGACACACGGAUUAUUACUUCAUUGAUUCAGAAGAGAAUGGCACUAGGACGCAAUAUUUGAACAAUAAUGAACUGAAUGAAGAUCAACGCAAUGAUCACAGCGAUGAUGAUGAAAGUGAAGUGAAAACUCGUCAGCAUUUGAACACGCGACUGAAUGAAGAUCAACGGAAUGAUCACAGCGAUGAUGAUGAAAGUGAAGUGAAAACUCGUCAGCAUUUGAACAAGCGACUGAAAAAAUAUGAACGUAAACUAAUGAUAAAAUUGGUGCUUAAGAAUGGAUGCCACCUUGCUUCAAUAGCAUUCAUCACUUUGUUUGCUCAACUUACUCUCUUCAAUUCAGUUUUUAUAUCCUUUGCAGUUAUAGCUGCACCGGUUGAAUCUGGCUCUCUGUUGUUUUUGUACCUCUCAAGCCUCUUUGCUUUAAUUUCAGUGUUAGCCACUGGUCUGAAAAUAGUACACAAGUUUCAAACCAGCAAACAAAUUUGUAUUGCAUUAAUUUUGCUUUUCUUCCUUAUGGUUGGCGUUGCUGGUGGUGUUGGGGUAUUUGUUAGUUUCGUCUACAAAUACACUUUACUGAUUCAAGAAUAUAGAAACAGCCGUGGAGUAAUUGCUUUUCUAGGACCUAUUGUUCCUUCAGUUCUUGCGACUAGUGUGGGAGGAAUUUUUACCACAAUUAUUCCUUGUAUCAAGAAUCCUCCUCCAAAAGAUGUUUCCCCUCCAAAAGAUGAUAGAAAUAAAGAUGAUCAGAAAAAAGAUGAUAGUGCAGCAACAAAAGAUAAAGAUAAUCAGAAAGAAGAUGAUUCAAAAGGAGAUGGUGUAGCAAUAAAAGAAGAAUCCUCUGCUGCUUCACUUGAGGCUACUUCACCCCCAUCAGUGGGAGGUGAAGGUUCUACAGAAAUAGAGGUGUUGGUUGACAACAACUAGUGACUUAUCAGCCAUGGAGCUGUAUUACCAUUGUUUGUUUACAUUAAUACGUACUGCAUUCAUAAUUAUAUACCCUUAUGAUUUAUGUCAUUAUUAUGUGUAUGUGUGUGCACUUGACUAAUGUGUACAUUGUUUACUUAGUUAAUUUGUACUGUAGCUAUGGUUUCUGUUAUAGGUAUGUUAAGUAGGUUAAUUACUUCCUGUGGAGCAGAGCCUCCUUUUGUGUUAACAAUAGAUUCUUUGUUGUAAAGAGGCCCUGCGCGUCUCUCUUGUUUUUGGUGCAUGCAUGUAUGAUCUCUGUUUUGUCAGUUGUUACUUUUGUCUAUCGUUAAA